Messenger RNA from Verticillium alfalfae VaMs.102, 1764 nucleotides. RefSeq lists its product as hypothetical. Bases 1 to 1764 code for a protein of 587 amino acids. The transcript has 6 exons. NCBI's taxonomy places the organism in Eukaryota, Fungi, Ascomycota, Sordariomycetes, Glomerellales, Plectosphaerellaceae. The record is from RefSeq and is a predicted model, not a curated record.
AUGGCGAGAAGGCGACUUUGGGGUGAGACCGGAUCAUGGAUUGAGAGCGUUCUAGAGGUCAAUAUCGCAAAUAAUGCCGAAGCCUAUGCUCAGGGCAAACACCCAGGCUACGAGGAAACUGCCUGGGAAGGCAUCCGACAAGCGAUUGAUGUGAUUGCAGAGAAGAAGAUCAAGGUGGCCAUCAAUGGCGGCGCCCUGAACCCUCAAGGGCUUGCCAGGAAAGUAGCUGAGCUGAUCAACAGUAAAGGCUACGGCAUGCGUGUAGCCUACGUCGCUGGAGAUGACAUCCUACCUCAGCUUGGGCGUGAUACAAUGCCGCAGGGGCCUGGCGACUCUCUCCCUCACCUCGAUGCGGCGAAUCCGCAUGUCAAUCUUCUCCCUGAAGCAAUGCAAUUCUCGAAGAAUGAUCGAGAGCCCCGUAAGAUUGUGUCAGCAAAUGCUUAUCUCGGUGCGCAUGCUAUAUACGAAGCUCUCCAAAAUGGAGCCGACAUCAUCAUAUGCGGCCGGGUCUCGGACGCAAGUCCAGUCAUUGCGUGCGCGUGGUAUUGGUGGUCUUGGACCAACACCGACUAUGACCAACUUGCCGGGGCUCUGAUCGCCGGCCACAUGAUCGAGUGCUCGGCAUACGUGACCGGUGGGAACUUUGCUGGCUUCGAAGCGUACAACCUCGCUGCCUUCAUAGAGCCCGGGUUUCCCAUCGCCGAGGUUGCACACGAUGGCAGUUGCGUGAUCACGAAGCAUGCUGGCACCGGUGGCAUGGUCAAUGUCGACACGUGCAGGAGUCAACUUCUUUAUGAGCUCCAGGGAAAUGUGUAUCUCAACAGCGACGUGAAGGCCUACCUUGACCAGGUAGUCAUGGAGCAAGUUGGAGCUGAUAGGGUUCAUGUUUCGGGCAUCCGAGGUGCCCCUCCUCCCGACACUACAAAAUUGGCGAUUUUCUACAAAGGAGGAUACGAAAUGCAGUUCCUGGUAAAUGCCACCGGCUAUGCUGUUGACGAGAAGUUCAAGUUGUUCGAAAAGCAAAUCAGGAGCAGGAUAGGCAACGAGGGACAGGCAGGGUUUGAUGCACUUCACUUCCAACGCAGCACGGUUUACUUCCGAAUUUUCGCGCAAGCGACAGGUCUUCGAACGCUGGCGCAGGUCGGUCAAGCUUUCAAGGACAUAUCGCUGAGGCACUUCUCUGGCUUCCACAGUUCUCUGGAUUUCCGCACCGCAGUGCCGCGCCCGUACGUGGCGUACUGGCCGUCCCUGUGGCGCCAGGCCGAUCUCGAAGAGCGGGUGUGUUUUAUGAAGGUCAACGGUGAUGUCGAGGCCGAGCUCAAUGUGGCAAGACCUCCCAAGUACGAGCUGCUCGAGGAUCGUGACUCCUAUGAUACGCCCUCGCCUUCGAUCUCGGCCUUGCGAGGAGAUCUGCGCAAGGUUCGCCUUGGAGACGUGGCACUCGGCCGGUCGGGUGACAAAGGAUCCAACCUGAACUUUGGCCUCUUUGUACAUCGGCACGAUGAAUGGGAGUGGUUGCGCACCUAUAUGUCCAUCGACAGGGUGAAGACGCUUCUUGGCGAUGAGCUCAGAGCCGACUUUGCCGUGGAGAGGGUCGAGUUUCCUGGCAUCUUCGCCGUGCACUUUGUGGUGUACGGCAUUCUUGGCAGGGGUGUGAGCAGCUCCCAUCGGUUGGAUGGCUUCGGCAAGGGGUUCAUCGAUUAUUUCAGGGACAAGGUUGUGGAGGUUCCCGCAAGUUUGCUGAGCAACAAGAGUAGGAUAUAA